CUAUGGCCACCACAAACUUCCCAAAUCUCAACAACAACAACAAUCUAACAGUACUCUGAACUCAAUAUUGGUGGUUCUUGGGAUGUGGAAUAAUAGUACUGGGAUAUCCAACAGUGACGAUGAUUCAUGGGAAGUUCGGGCAUUUGCAGAGGAUACUAAUAUGGGCACAACUUGGCCUCCUCGAUCUUACACUUGUACGUUUUGCCGUCGUGAAUUUAGGUCGGCCCAAGCACUUGGAGGUCAUAUGAACGUACACCGUCGUGACCGUGCAAGACUUAGGCAAUCUCCGCCGCCAACUGUCUCACCAUCUUAUCCAUGUUCAGUUACUACUACAUCAGCAGCAGCAGCAUCAACUCUUAUGUUUCCAACUGAAACAUUUCUCGCCGCGGCCAACAACGGUGGUUUGUGUGUUUUCUAUCCUUUAUCAUUAGCAAGUAAUGAUAAUAAUAUUAGUCAUAGAAGUACUACUGCUGCUGAUAUAUUUAAAGCAACAUUCGUUAAUGGAUGUAGUAGUAUUACUGCUGAGAUUUCUCCUUCUCCUUUACUAUCAGUGUCAAAUUAUCCUACACAAGAUAUUUUGAAAUCUCCGACAACAACAACAACAACAUCGACUAUUUGUCCACCCACAGUUAGUUUUGCUAGGGUUACGGAACAAAUUGGAGAGACUUUGACAUUUAUUGAGAGUCAUGAAAAUGAAGAUGGUGACAAUAAUGAGAACGAGAAUAAGAACUCCCAAUAUAAUCAUCAGACAAAGUGCAACCACAACAAUCGUAAUAAUACGCAAUUAUUCGAAGAAUUGGAUCUAGAACUUCGACUUGGAUCCUCGAGGAUACUCAAAUUUGCGCUGCUUAUCUUUGAAAAUUGGAGGCGAAUGUGAUAGGGA
Molecule: messenger RNA, 883 nt
Organism: Papaver somniferum (opium poppy)
Lineage: Eukaryota; Viridiplantae; Streptophyta; Magnoliopsida; Ranunculales; Papaveraceae
Product: rho GTPase-activating protein gacF-like
Exons: 2
Coding region: 83-877 (264 amino acids)
Source: RefSeq, a predicted model, not a curated record